AUGGAUACAAUUAUUGAUAGAGGAGCACCGAAAGCUCGUAACUUUGAACCAUAUGCAAGUAAUGGAGGUUCAAUUGUUGCCAUUAGUGGUAAGGAUUUUGCAAUUGUUGCUUCUGACACUCGUCUUAGUGAAGGAUAUAUGAUUUAUACACGUAAACAGUCAAAGUUGUUCCAACUGUCUGACAAAUCGGUUCUCGGGUGCACAGGAUGUUGGUGUGACACAUUAUCACUGACCAAUAUUAUUCAGUCUCAAUUGAAGUCAUAUUUGUAUGAUCACAACACAAUAAUGCAGCCUAAUUCUAUUGCUCAAUUGCUAUCUACCCUGUUGUAUAGCAGACGUUUCUUCCCAUACUAUGUGUACAAUGUACUUGCUGGACUCGAUAGCAAUGGUGAAGGUUGUUUAUACAGUUAUGAUCCUGUAGGUCAUUGUGAAAAAGUUAAUUACACUGCUGGUGGCAGUUCUGGUGUUCUCAUGCAACCUUUUUUGGAUAGUUGGUUGGGAAACAGAACUGCAGAGAACCCUGUUACUGAAGAAGAAGCAUUGAGCUUGGUUAAAGAUGCAUUUACUGCAGCCGGAGAGCGUGAUAUAUACACUGGAGAUGAAGUAGUAUAUAACAUAAUUAAGAAAGAUGGAAUCAAGACAGGCGUGGUUCAACUUCGUAAAGAUUAA
Macrosiphum euphorbiae (potato aphid) is the source of this 669-nucleotide messenger RNA. Lineage: Eukaryota; Metazoa; Arthropoda; Insecta; Hemiptera; Aphididae. The record is from the annotation of a GenBank genome assembly.